GAGUCUCGUACAGUUGAGAGAACAAACUGCGUUUUGAAAGAGAGCUUGUGUGUGGGUGGCAGGAGUAUACCAUACAUUCUUAUUCCGUUUUCUCUGUUUUGUUGAAGCUUGAGUCGGUGACCUAGAGAGAGAGAGAGAGAGAGAGAGAGGAGAGAUGACAUUAAUGGAGAUUAGGGCGAGGGCUCCAGGUAAGAUCAUCCUUUGUGGAGAGCAUGCAGUUGUCCAUGGUUGUGCUGCAGUGGCGGCUUCCAUUGAUCUAUGUACACAAGUUCUCCUUCAAAGCUCCCAAGAUGGUGAUGUGGGUUUACUUCAACUUGAGCUCAAAGAUCUGAACCUGCAGUUUUCAUGGUCGAUAUCUAGAAUUCAAGACUUUCUCCCAUCGGAGACUCUUCCUCUUUCUUCGAGUGUUGAGUGUUGCUCCUCCGACAUGAUGGAAAGACUCAUCGCUCUUGUUGCAGAGCACAACAUCCCUGAAGCCAAUAUUGGGCUCGCUGUUGGUGUCUCCGCCUUUCUCUGGUUAUACAUUUCCAUUGCUGGGUUUAAGACCGCAAAAGCAAUUGUUACUUCAAACCUUCCUAUGGGCUCAGGUUUGGGAUCAUCCGCUUCAUUUUGUGUUGCACUAUCUGCAUCACUGCUUGCAUUGUCAGGGACCAUAAGUUCGGCUUCAGAUCAGGAUGGUAAUUUGGUGCUUGGGGAGAGAGAAAGAGAGUUGGUUAAUAGAUGGGCCUUUGAAGGAGAACGAAUCAUACAUGGAAGGCCCUCUGGAAUUGAUAAUUCUGUAAGCACAUUUGGUAACAUGAUCAUGUUCAAAUCCGGUGAACUAACUCGAAUAAAAGCCGGCUUACCCCUCAAAAUGCUCAUAACAAACACAAAGGUUGGGAGGAACACAAAAGCAUUAGUCGCUGGGGUUGCUGAGAGAGCAGGUAGACACCCUGAAGCCAUGUCUUCAGUGUUCAAAGCAAUUGAUGCAAUAAGCAUGGAACUCUCUACCAUAAUCCAGAGUGGAGCAUCAGAUGAUCUCUCCAUUAUUGAGAAAGAGGAGAAGUUACAAGAAUUGAUGGAGAUGAAUAUGGGUUUGCUUCAAUCCAUGGGUGUGAGCCAUGCAUCCAUAGAGAUGGUUCUCCAAACCACCUUGAAAUAUAAACUAACUUCCAAGUUGACUGGGGCAGGCGGUGGAGGCUGUGUUCUAACUCUUCUACCCUCAUGUUCUCUUUCUUUGUAUGGAUGUAUGUAUGUUUAUGCAUCCAUAUGUCUUUGGUGGCUCUUGCAAGGUAGCUAUAAGCCUUGUUUGGACUUUAUAUAUUCCCUCUCCCAAAUCAAAUCUGAACUUUUUGAAUCAUCAUUGCAAGGACAAUGAGGGUUUGGAAGUUCAGAUUCCAUUUUUUAAAAAAUCAGACUUGUGAAUACAGUGGGAAAUUUGUUGUUUCAUGCGAGAAGCAUGCAGUCCAGUUCAUGGCGCUAAGAUCGAACCAAAGUUCUUUGUUCUCAAAAUAAGGUCCAACCAAAGUGCUUAUUCACAGGUGUUGAGACUGGCAUCGCAUGGAUUUGGUGGUGCCCUAUUUGUAAUAGGGAUCUUUUAUUUCUAUAUAUCCAUUGAUGAAAGUUAAAUGCAGCUGGAAGUGCAGAAACUAUGAUUUAGUGUGCAGUUUUAUGAGGUUGUGAAAUGAAAUGAGUUCUUGACUAUCAAGUUGACUAUCUUGGGUCAAUAAUCUUGGAAUUGAGGAAGAUGUCGCACAAAAUUAAAGUUGGGUGGACUAAGUGGAGAUAUGUAAACGGAAUUUUAUGUGAUCUCCGCAUACCAAUGAAGCUUAAGAGCAAGUUCUAUAGGACAGUUGUGAGAUCAUCUUUGCUUUAAGGGUUGGAAUACUGGGCGGUCAAGAAACAACAUACCCAUAGAAUGAGAGUAGUUGAGAUGAAGAUGUUGAGAUGGAUGAGCAGCAAGA
Molecule: messenger RNA, 1943 nt
Organism: Amborella trichopoda
Lineage: Eukaryota; Viridiplantae; Streptophyta; Magnoliopsida; Amborellales; Amborellaceae
Gene: MK
Product: mevalonate kinase
Biological process (GO): isoprenoid biosynthetic process; isopentenyl diphosphate biosynthetic process, mevalonate pathway
Cellular component (GO): cytosol; cytoplasm
Molecular function (GO): ATP binding; mevalonate kinase activity
Source: RefSeq, a predicted model, not a curated record